GGAAGGGGCGACGACGAUGUCGUCGGGGAGGGGGACGACGACGAGGCAUUGCUGAACAGGCUGCGUCAGCGGAAUACGCGAGAAGGAAUGGAGGCGGUGGCGAAGCUAUGGGUGGAUGACCUCCGCUUCUGGAACGAAAGGGAGGGAUUUGCCAUCGUGAAGUUGAUCGUGGAGGCGCGCGGGUAUCUUGUGGUGGUGGUGCGGGGAGAGCAGCCUCCGCCCAUUCGUCGCAGCAUCGUCUUUCCUCACAACAACAUCCCGCAGCAGAAGAUCCCGGACGAGUCGGAGUUCAACGUUGCGAAGGAGAGGGUGGUGAAGGUGCAGGGGAUCGCUUUGCGGGUGAUACACGGGUGGGUCUUCAAGUCUCAGAACAAGCAACGGGGGUACCACGCGGCGUACCAGUACGCAUUGAACCACGUGGCCACCGACAUCGCUCGCGCUAUGUGGAUGGGGGAGGACUGGCGUAAUUGUGUGAGCCCCAUGGUCGUCCUCUACACGCUCGACAUGGAUAUGAAGCUGCCAUUGUGGUUCGUGGGCGCCGACGUCGAAGACAGGCACGAGGACGACGGCUUGGCGGCUUAUCAGGAGUCGAGCAUCCAGCGACUGGUGGGGGCUUUCACGAGCGCCGUGAUCAUUGCGGAGGCGACGGACGGCGGUCGGGUAUCGCACGAAAGGUUGAAGACCAUGGCCGACGCGAUGUGGAUGAUGCUCACGGCAACCAUGUGGCUCGUGCGGAUGGCGGGUGACGAUCAUCGCGCGCAUUAGGAAGCCUGGGUUUUUGUCCAACUCACGGCGAAGCCGACCCUCGUCGCAUCCAUGCAUCGCUGCUUCGACGCGCGUCGGCACAUC
This is a messenger RNA of Chara braunii, 849 nucleotides long. The record is from the annotation of a GenBank genome assembly. NCBI's taxonomy places the organism in Eukaryota, Viridiplantae, Streptophyta, Charophyceae, Charales, Characeae.